This is a messenger RNA of Thermothelomyces thermophilus ATCC 42464, 204 nucleotides long. RefSeq lists its product as uncharacterized. Bases 1 to 204 code for a protein of 67 amino acids. The transcript is spliced from 2 exons. The record is from RefSeq and is a predicted model, not a curated record. NCBI's taxonomy places the organism in Eukaryota, Fungi, Ascomycota, Sordariomycetes, Sordariales, Chaetomiaceae.
AUGGGGUCUGCCAAGUUUCUGGGCGCGAAGCGACACUCGCGCUCGCUCAACGGCGCUAAUGGGAACUGCGAGGCCGCCGAUAUCGUUUGCCCAUCGCCCGUCAACCACCACCCGGGCAGCGCCUUGAUCCAAGUUCCCCUGGCGUCUGAACAGUAUCAGGAACCCAUCCUGGCCGGGAGCACAACGGGGUCGGGCCGGGAGUAA